Messenger RNA from Eucalyptus grandis, 1272 nucleotides. Its product is annotated as L-type lectin-domain containing receptor kinase IX.1-like. Gene Ontology annotation, cellular component: plasma membrane. The record is from RefSeq and is a predicted model, not a curated record. Lineage: Eukaryota; Viridiplantae; Streptophyta; Magnoliopsida; Myrtales; Myrtaceae. The transcript is spliced from 2 exons. Gene Ontology annotation, biological process: protein phosphorylation. Gene Ontology annotation, molecular function: carbohydrate binding; ATP binding; protein kinase activity. Bases 1 to 1272 code for a protein of 423 amino acids.
AUGGCACCUAAGUGUCCUUCCGUGCCAAGUUAUGGCACUUGGGCUAUUCUUCUGCCCUUUGUUAGUUCUCUUUCCUUCAAUAUAAGUAGCUUUGACACGAAUGGAGGGGACAUAAUACUCGAAGGAGUUGCAAAAAUUGUGUCCGGAUCCGUUGUUCUCACCGAAGGCUCCCUAGCGCCAUCGAUAGAAGUAGGCCACAUGCGGUAUGCUGAACCCCUAGGUUUAUGGGAUUCUGCUACGAGGAAACAUGCGGACUUCUCUACUCGUUUCUCUUUCACCAUUGAUACUAUGAACUACACUCUACGUGGUGAUGGCAUUGGCUUUUUUCUUGCUCCUGUUGACUUCUCAAUCCCACCCAACUCCGCCGGAGGAUACCUAGGACUCUUCAAUUCUACCACAUAUCAUGAUGGGCCUCAGUACCAAAUUGUGGUCAUUGAGUUCGAGUCCAGACAUUCAGAGAAGGUCUUCAUGAAUGAAGUGAAGAUACUAAGCCGCAUGUUACACCGAAAUCUGGUGCAAUUCAUUCGAUGGUGCCGAGAAGAAGGUGAGUUUUUGCUUGUUUAUGAAUAUAUGCCUAAUGGUAGCCUUGAUAAUCAUCUCUUUGGAACACGAAAAAGUUUGCCAUGGGAUGUGAGGUACAAGAUAGCUUUAGGGCUAGCACUAGCCCUCAACUAUCUUCAUGAAGAUCUAGAGCAAUGCGUUCUCCACAGAGAUGUAAAAGCUGCUAAUAUAUUACUCGACACGAACUUCAACACAAAGCUUGGAGACUUUGGUGUGGCUAAGCUCAUUGACCCUCAGUUCAGGACACGAACGACGGACGUGGUAGGGACAUAUGGUUACCUGGCGCCAGAAUAUUUCGGUGAAGGUAAGGCUACUAAAGAAUCCGACAUGUUCAGCUUCACGGUUGUGGCUCUAGAAAUCGCAUGCGGUAGGAGGACCUAUCAGGAAGGAGAAUUUCACAUUCCAUUGCACAAGUGGGUUUGGCAGCUUUACCUUGCUGGAAACAUGCUUGAAGCAGUGGACGAAACAUUGGGUUCGAGUUUCGAUGGGAAGGAAAUGGAAUGCUUGAUGAUGGUGGGACUAUGGUGUGUGCAUCCAGAUCCCAAGAUGAGGCCAAAAGCGGGACACGUUAUAAGAUUUCUUCAGCUAGAAGUCCCGGUGCCUGAGUUUCCACGUGGCACCUAUGAGGCCUUCCCUUCAUAUCAGCUGUCAGCACUAAGAAUAGAGUCUUCCUCUUCUUUGCAAGAAAUCAGUUCCUUUUCAGCUAGAUAG